This is a messenger RNA of Drosophila sechellia, 2771 nucleotides long. RefSeq names its product probable pyruvate dehydrogenase E1 component subunit alpha, mitochondrial. Gene Ontology annotation, cellular component: intracellular membrane-bounded organelle. Gene Ontology annotation, molecular function: pyruvate dehydrogenase (acetyl-transferring) activity. The coding region runs from base 318 to 1745 and encodes 475 amino acids. The record is from RefSeq and is a predicted model, not a curated record. The transcript is spliced from 3 exons. Gene Ontology annotation, biological process: pyruvate decarboxylation to acetyl-CoA. NCBI's taxonomy places the organism in Eukaryota, Metazoa, Arthropoda, Insecta, Diptera, Drosophilidae.
UAUAAAGCACUUCGUUUUUUAAACACCUUAUUUCGAUUUGUGGAAGAAUUACAGUUCGAAUCAUAGUAGUAUUUGAAAAUAAGCACUUGUCAAUCAAAAAAUCUUCAUAUUUCCUUCUCGCUCUGUUUAGUGACAGUUGCCAUCUCUGUCGAUUUGCUUUUGAUUUUACUGUCGGUUUCUUUUUGGUUAAGUACAAAUCCCUUUUUCAACUAUUUCCGAUCAUUUUCAAAAUUUUUGUGCUUGGCAAUUGCCCAUUUGGCUACAAGCUCUCAUUUUAGUGCCCCGGUGUUUGGGAAUCGGUAUACGGGCAAGGGCCAAUGAUGAAGUUCAGUGUUCGCGUGGCGAUGAGAUGCAGUGGAGCCGGCUCCAUCCUCGAGCGAAAUAUCCUCUGCAGGAUCAUAGGGCGCCACAAAUGUAGCUGUUUGACCCUGGAGAACACGUUCAAGUGCUACGACCUGGAGAAUGGACCCACCAUGGACGUGGAGCUGUCCAGGGAGGACGCCCUGACGAUGUACACGCAGAUGCUGGAACUGCGCCGGUUCGAGACGGUGGCGGGCAACUACUACAAGGAGCGAAAAAUCCGCGGCUUCUGCCAUUUAUACAACGGACAGGAGGCCGUGGCUGUUGGCAUGAAGCAGCGUUUGCGGUCCUGCGACUCGGUCAUAACGGCGUACCGGUGUCAUGCCUGGACCUAUUUAAUGGGUGUUUCCCUUUACGAAAUAAUUGCGGAAUUGUUCGGAGUCCGAACUGGAUGCAGCCGGGGCAAAGGUGGCUCUAUGCACAUGUACAGCGAUAAGUUCUAUGGCGGCAACGGUAUCGUUGGUGCCCAAGUUCCGCUCGGCGCCGGAAUCGGCCUCGCCCACAGUUACCGCAAGGACAACGGCGUGUCUGUGGUCCUUUAUGGUGAUGGUGCCGCCAAUCAGGGCCAGAUCUUCGAGUCCUUCAACAUGGCCAAGCUCUGGUGCUUGCCCUGCAUUUUCGUCUGCGAGAACAAUCACUACGGCAUGGGCACCCACGUUAAGCGGGCCUCUGCCAUGACGGAGUUCUACAUGCGUGGCCAAUAUAUCCCUGGUCUUUGGGUCGAUGGCAAUCAGGUGCUGGCCGUGCGCAGCGCCACCCAGUUCGCCGUGGAGCAUGCCCUCAAACACGGACCCAUUGUGCUCGAGAUGAGCACCUAUCGCUAUGUGGGUCACUCCAUGUCCGAUCCGGGUACAUCGUAUCGCUCAAGGGAGGAAGUCCAAGCAACGAGGGAGAAACGUGAUCCGAUCACCAGUUUUCGCAGCCAGAUCAUCGCCUUGUGCCUUGCCGACGAGGAGGAGCUGAAGGCCCUGGAUGAUAAGACUAGGAAGCAGGUCGAUAGCAUUUGCAAGAAGGCCACCACCGACAGGGAGGUGGAACUUGAUGAGCUGCACACCGAUAUCUAUGCCAAGAAUGUGGAUGGUAAGAUCCGCGGCGUGUCCGGAUUCCAUUUGGAGCACAUCAAGCUGGCGGAGGUGUGCUUUGGCAAGCCGAAGAAGACGCCGGCCAGCGAGAUCAAUGACGUCCCAGUGGGCGCAGAGAUUGACGUGGCCAAGGCCAAGGAACGGCAGGCCAAGCAGGAUGCCAAGAAGGCCAAGGAAGCCAAGGGUGGCAACAAGAAGGGCGCGGACGCCAAGCAGCCCAAGGGCGAGGGCAACGAUGGCGAUAAGAAGGCAAAACCAGCCGCACAGCCGCCCACCAAGGCGCCACCUGCCCCCAAGAAGUAAUAUGCCCCACGGAAGGGAACACACCAUCGUAGCUUUUCAGCAAGUUGCAAGUUUCGCCAGAGUGCUUUAGCUGGUUUCUGAACCCAAAAGCAAGCAAAUUUUUGUAAAACUAUAAGUUUAAGUUGGAAAUAGCAAACUUUAAAUAUAUAUUAUAUUAGUAAAGCAGUUUUUUUUUUUUCUUCUUAAAUUACUACAAGCAUUUGUUUUGAAAGUUUGAAAGUUGAAAGCAUAGAUAAUUACAAGAUACGGUACUUUUGAGAGCUUUUGGGCAAAGCGUUCGAGCUUUUUCCAACGGACACCUGUAGCAGCGCGCUCCUUGGCGGCUAAUCGAGCGGAUCUGCGGAGAUCAGAGCAGUCCACUCAUUUAUCAUUCGCCUAAAUGGCUUCUUAUUCUUCUUGGUCUUAUCUCCCCAGUUCAGUUGAGUUGCGAUGAUAUGGGUUGCGUUGAGAGCCACGAGCUGUGCGCCCGCCCUCUCCCUCUCCAUCUCCCUCGCCCGCACCCUCUCGCUCGCACACCUGCCCGACGUCCGGGGAAUAUAGUCGAUAUGACCGAUCGGGGAUUCAGUCUCCUCGCGAUGCUCUGGCGUUGAUCUUCGCCGAUCUUCACGUGCUAACCGAGGUCUUUCCUGUCGCCUGUUCACUCUUUUUUUUUUUUGGUUUUUUUCACUGCGGCGCUCUUUAGUUUUUUAUACAUUUUGUUUGGCUUCACGCUGCUUUCAUACUUAGCACACAAAAAUGUGCGCUCUUGGCUUCUUUUUAAGUUCGUUUAUUUUAUUUUAUUUAUUUAUAAGUUCGCACUAAAAUCGUGCAAAACAUUUAUGUUGGCGUUAUUUCCUUGUUUCAACCUUUCGGCUUCAAUUGUUGACAAUUGUGAUGGAAGUGGACUGCAGGAAUAUGGAAAAUUUUAAAAUGACAUGCCGCCGAAAUGCGUGAACGCUUUGAAAACAAUAAUAAUUAAUACUCAAUGACCAAUAAAACAAUAGCAAUGUGUAAUUGAUGGACUUGCGGCCAAAAUAUAAUUAGCAG